Limulus polyphemus (Atlantic horseshoe crab) is the source of this 3339-nucleotide messenger RNA. Its product is annotated as SWI/SNF-related matrix-associated actin-dependent regulator of chromatin subfamily A containing DEAD/H box 1-like. Gene Ontology annotation, cellular component: nucleus. NCBI's taxonomy places the organism in Eukaryota, Metazoa, Arthropoda, Merostomata, Xiphosura, Limulidae. The transcript is spliced from 19 exons. The record is from RefSeq and is a predicted model, not a curated record. The coding region runs from base 309 to 3047 and encodes 912 amino acids. Gene Ontology annotation, molecular function: ATP binding; DNA binding; ATP-dependent chromatin remodeler activity.
UACAAAAAAAAAUAACUGAAAGCAGUGAUGUAAGUACACCAACAUCUAGUUCUUGCACUACUACUACUGCAUCAUUGAAUUCUGUACCUAGUUCUUUGGAAUCUCCACAAGUUUGUCGCCUUAUAAAACGUAAAAGGUGUGCUGUCAUCAGUGAUAGUGAUGAAGAAGGUGAAUCUCCUAAACGACUGAAAGAAGAUCUAUUUCUUCAUGCUACUAAUGGAACUAGCAGUAAUAUAAAUCUUGAACAUAUCACUGACAAGGAUCUAGGCCUUCGCUUCCUUACUGAAAAAUUCCCUGAGCAUGAUGUAAUGGAACUGCAAGACAUAUUAGUAACAUGUGGCUGGAAUGUCAAAAAAGCUCUUUGUGAGCUUACUGGAGAUAAACAUACCCAAAAUGAAAGUUCUCAGAAUGCAGAAGACGUGAGUGGAUCAGCAAUGAAUCGUACAUUAUCAGAAAUGAAGAAAACUAACCACACAGUGAACAAUAAACAGACAUUGAAUAUUCCCUCUUCACGGCAAAAGCUCAGAAGAAUUGUUUAUAAUGAUUCAGAUGAAGAAGAUAAAUGUCUUACAAAGUUACAUCUAACUACUUCUACAAAAAGCUAUAGUAAAAUUAAGCACCGGCCAUGUAGAGGUCAGUUUGUACAAAAACCUUUACAGGAUUUCUUGAAAGCACUGAAAACACAGGCAACUUCAGCUGCACCUGAGCCAACAGUCAAUAAGAAAUCAUGCCUAACUAUAAGUAGCAAUAGUGAAAAGUAUAAACUGAAGGAAGGUAUUGAGAAAGGCAGUGAAGAUCAUCUUCAGCUACCAAAAAAUCCAGAAAUCGUUAAAAAAAUAAACUUGCAUGAACUAAGAAAACAAAAAUUAUUGGAUAGUGCUUCUUCUGUCAACAACCAUGUGGAUGAAGGUGAAACAACUAGUGAUGAGAGAAACAGAAGAAACAUGGGCAAAGCUUCUAAGGCAAAGAAGAGACAAGAUAUUGGAAAUGUGAGCGAUGAAGAGGAAGAUGACUACAAAAAUGAAGAUGUGUAUAACAGUGAAGCCAGUGAUGAUGAUGAUGGUGGUAAUGGGACUUUAACACCAUCUAGAGCCAAUGUACUUGCUUUUUUCCAGACUGCUACUGUUGAAGAGCUUAUCACAGUGCCUAGUUGUAGCAAGAAAAAAGUAGACAGUAUUUUAUCUUGUCGACCUUUUUCUGGCUGGCAAGAUUUGGUGAAGAAAUUUGAACAGUGUAAACAUCUCACACCAGACCUUUUGAAUGGUGCCCAGAAUGUCAUAAACAUGAGGGCUGCCAUCAUCAAACUGAUGCAGUGUUGUCAGCGGAUAUCUGACGACAUGGAGAAAAUAGUGGGCCAGUUAUUGCGUGGAGAUGGUACUGACAUUGAAGGUUAUAUCACUCAACAGCCAGCUUCCUUAACAAAAAAGCUGCACUUGGCUCCUUACCAAAUCUUAGGACUCAACUGGCUGGUACUUAUGCAUAGACAGGAAUUAAAUGGUAUCUUGGGUGAUGAGAUGGGUCUUGGAAAAACUGUACAGGCAAUAUCAUUUUUAACUCAUCUGAAAGAAACUGGUGAAGAUGGCCCUCACUUGAUUGUUGUACCUUCCUCGACUUUAGAUAACUGGCAGCGUGAAUUUCUUACCUGGUCUCCAACACUGAAUGUCCUAUGUUAUCAUGGGUCACAGGAUGAACGCAGGGAACUGAGAUUACAAAUAGCAAAUGAUGAAGUUGAAGAUUUUCACAUCUUAAUCACCACGUACAAUAUGAUCACUAGCAGUGCAGAGGAUAGAGCUAUGUUCAAGAAAAUGGAAUUUUAUUACGUUAUCUUUGAUGAAGCCCACAUGCUUAAAAACAUGAGAUCUCAGAGGUAUCAGCAUCUCAUGAGAGUUAAAGCUAAACGCAGACUUCUGCUAACGGGAACACCACUACAGAAUAACCUGAUUGAGUUGAUGUCUCUACUUAUUUUUGUCAUGCCUAACAUGUUUGAUGGGAAAAUUGACCAAGUAAAACAGAUGUUCACAGCUGUUUGUAAAUCUGAAGAAAACAGGGGUAAGUUUGAAAGGGAACGCAUUGACCAUGCCAAGAGAAUGUUGAAACCAUUUUUAUUAAGAAGGCUGAAAAGUGAGGUACUUCAGCAAUUGCCUACCAAGCAUGAAGAAAUUAUAUAUCGCCCUUUAUCUGAUGUUCAGAAAGACCACUAUAACAGACUUGUGGCAAGGCUUUCUAAAGAAGUGCAGGAAGGAAGGGAUGGAAAUCGGGACAAUGUAAAUAAAUCAAACGCUGGGAUGAUGAUGCAGCUGCGAAAGGCUGCAAAUCAUCCUCUACUCUUUCGAAACCACUAUACUGAUGAAAUAAUACGGAAGAUGGCAAGAGAAAUCAUGAAGGAGCCGACACACAGGGAAGCAAAUGAGGAUCGUGUUGUAGAAGAUAUGCAAGUCAUGUCAGACUUUGAACUUCAUACACUUUGUAAACUAUACAAGAUGUUGUCUUCGUUUAAGCUAAAUCCUGAUAUAAUAUGUGAUUCUGGGAAAUUAAAAUUACUGGAUUCUCUUCUUCCUGAACUACAAGAAAAGGGUAGCAGAGUGCUGAUAUUUAGUCAGUUUACAAUGAUAUUAGAUAUCCUGCAAGAAUACUUAAAGAUCAGAAAUUACAAACACCUGCGGAUGGAUGGCUCAAGUCCCGUUCUAGAAAGACAAGAAUUAAUAGACCAGUUUAAUGAUGAUCCAGAUAUUUUUAUAUUCCUGUUAUCAACUCGUGCUGGUGGCCUAGGUAUAAAUUUGACAGCCGCAAAUGUAGUUCUUCUUCAUGACAUUGAUUUUAAUCCUUACAAUGACAAACAAGCAGAAGACAGGUGUCACCGAGUUGGUCAGGAAAAAGAGGUACGUGUCAUCAGAAUGAUUAGUAAAGACACUAUUGAAGAAGGAAUACUUAGCUGCGCACAUGAAAAACUGAAAUUGGAAAAAGAUAUUACAGCAACAGAUGAUGCUGCUGAACAGGAAGAUACACAUAACCUGGCAAGUCUAUUGAAGAAUGCUUUAGGAUUAUGAGCAAAAAUAAGAAGAAAGAAACACCUCUUCUGCCACAGUUAUUCUGCUGUAGAUUAGAAUCUGUGUGUGUGUGUGUGUGUGUGGGACCAACUGGCUCAUUGUCUUCAUCUUGUUUCACAGCUAAUAUUAUCAUACUGUAAUAAAAUAGACACAAUUACUUUGUAAAUGAUUUCAAGGUUGUACACAUUUGUCUUCAGUUCAACAUUAUCUUUUUGAAUUGCUACAAACAAAAAUGUAAAACUUUCUUAGAUCUGUAAUAAUUAAGGAUUAAAUUAACAGUAUAUUUUGCAAG